This is a messenger RNA of Rosa rugosa (rugosa rose), 2329 nucleotides long. RefSeq names its product UPF0481 protein At3g47200-like. The record is from RefSeq and is a predicted model, not a curated record. Lineage: Eukaryota; Viridiplantae; Streptophyta; Magnoliopsida; Rosales; Rosaceae. Bases 657 to 2180 code for a protein of 507 amino acids. The transcript has 2 exons.
CAAAAGGUCAAAUGUUUGUACUUCUGUUAUUUACCAUUCCAAAAGCCAAUUGUUAAGGUAUAGAUGUGUUUGGAAUUGGUCUAAACCUCUAAUUACAUAGUGCCCCUCUUCAAUGAAUCUCCCGUUUCUGACCUUUGCUGGGAUUGAUGGAAUUUGUGGGUAAAAGACAGGGUUAAAUGGUCAGUUCGAUCGAUCAAAUACUUGCUGGUAUGAAAUGAUUAAGAUCACUGAUCGGAUAAACCAAACCAAAUGGUACUCUAAUAAGAUCAAUACCGUUGAAUGCAGACAAUGCAUUCUAGAAGCAGAGAAUCAAAUGCAUAUAUUAGUCUUGAUCGAAAAUAUUAAUUUUCGUGCAAGAGAAGUUAUAUUGACCAUCGACAGUAUUGGACGUACUGGGUCAGUGCUUGACCUUUGCAGGUUGAUCAGGUUGACUUGAACUUUCUUUAUGCUGAAGAGGUCGACUUGGAACUGUUAACUCUAUAAAAGAUGAACUGAGGGUUUGAACUUUCUGUAACCCUUUCUCUUCUAAGUUUCUAUUUCAAUCCUUCCCCCUUCACUAAGUUGAUGAAUAUGCGGUGAACAGCUUGGUAUCAGGAACUUCAUUAAGUCUUUUGAUUUAGGUACAUCUAAUUAGAUUGAAGAUUUGAAUCAUUGUCAUGGAAGACGAUAAAGAAAUCAAUGUUGAAGCAUUGGAAAACAACAUUAGUUCAAAACUUCACUGUGAUUCACCCCUGUCUGCCAAGUGCUGCAUUUUCAGAGUUCCUCAGGUUAUUAGGAGACAAAAUCCAAAGGCAUAUCAACCUGAUGUUGUCAAAAUUGGACCCUUUCAUGAUCGAGGCAGUAAACACUUCCAACCCAUGGAAAAUGUGAAGCUCUGGUAUUUGCGUAACCUUCUCUUGCGCAAGAAUGUAACUUUGAAAACGUUAAUUCAAGGCAUUAAUAUUAUCGAGUUUGAGAAACAUGCCCGUGAGUUUUAUGCAGAACCACUUGAUCAUCUAAACAAGAAUGACUUCAUUGAAAUGAUGAUACUUGAUGGUUUGUUCAUAAUCGAACUAUUUCGGAAGCUUUGGUUUAGUGAAGAUAUCAGCAUCAAUGACCCGAUAUUCAACAUGGAUUGCAUGUUUCAGUAUUUAUGCCAUGACCUUUUGCUACUUGAGAAUCAGCUUCCUUGGUUUGUUCUCAACUCUUUAUAUAUCCUUACGAAGGAGACUGUUGAUUGCUCCCUGAAAAAACUUCUGCUUGUCAUCUUUUACUCAGAACCACAACUGGGACUUAACUCCAAUCGCUUCAUAGAUCAUAAUACCAUUUUCCUAGACACUGAUCACUUUGAUGAUGAUCCUGAUCAUGACGACAAAAUUUUGCACAUACUUGACCUCAUAAGAACUUCAAGUGUUUUCAAAUUCAAAGAUGAUCGGUUUCAGCAAUCUUUCUACGGUCCUAACACGCAAUUGAAAAUACAUCCGACUACUACUCUCUCAGACGUCGCAAGUGACAUCAGUGACAGCAUAGUGAAUAUAGAAUUGGAAGACAGAGUUUAUAACAAUUUUCACCCGCCAUCCUACGGCCUUAAGACACAGUUUAUGCAUCCGGCCACUACUCUAUCAGAGGCAGGAGUCGUAUUCAGAAUGGAUUCCGGCGAUAGGAAGAGCAUAAUGGACAUAGAAUUCGAAGAUGGAGUGUUUACUAUUCCACCACUAGUCAUUGGAGAGUUGACAGAAUCACUCUUCAGGAACUUGAUUGCAUUUGAGCAAUGCUAUCAUGGAUGUUCGCAUAAAAUAACUUCAUAUGUGGUUCUAAUGGAUAACCUCAUCGCUUCACAAAAGGAUAUGAAUUUGUUUUGUGAGAAAAACAUAAUAACUACUAAUUGGCGGAGUGCUGAAUUAGACACGUAUCAAUUCUUCAACAAGCUUUAUAAGGACACCUCGCUUAAGGAGUUCUUGUAUGAUGGACUGUGCUACCAAGUAAAUGAACAUUACCAAGUUGCACAGGACAAAAAGCUUCAAAGAAUGAGGCGUGAGCUACGAACUACUGCACAGUUGAAGCGUGAUUAUCUAACGUGGAAUGUUACUUCAACAAGCCUCUGGAAAGUUACUUCUUUGAUUGCAGCUUCUGUCCUUUUGGGAGUCACCAUACUUCAAACCAUAUAUGCCAUGAAGCAAUAUUAUUAUUCCCUUCGAUAAUGUUAAUUUGUAACUCGUUUACUUUGUAGAUUAAGCAUUCAUUUUAGUGUACAUUGUUACUUUGAGAGGCUACUACAAUAAGGUCACUGCUAUCACCUUCUAAUUUGUAAAACCUUUACAGAGAAAUACAGUAGUCUUCUUCCUCUUUU